AUGCUGUAUGUGGUAAAUCCUUUUAGCGAAGACCCAGCAUUCUGCGGGUUCGAGGAUCCAGGCAUGUGCGGUUUCGAGCAGGACAACACCACGGACCAGUUCGACUGGACGCGCAUCCAGGGUCGCACUCCCUCAGCCAACACUGGACCGGAAGCGGACCACACGUGCGGCGAUAGUAACGGCUACUUCAUGUACAUUGAGGCGAGCGGGCGCUCCAAGGGUCACGCCGCCCGGAUGUCGUCUCCCCGGUACCGCGGUCUCCAACCCCAGUGUAUCGAGUUCUACUAUCACAUGUACGGGCGUCAGACCGGCACUCUCACUGUCUAUAGUAAGCUUUUGACCAGUGAAGAGAACGUGGCGUUAUGGCGCGUAUUCGGUAACCAAGGCAACCUCUGGAUCAAAGCAAGCAUCGCGGUGUCCGAGGAGACGGUCCGCUCCGGCUACCAGUUGAUCUUCGAGGCUGUCACCGACCUCGGUUACGAGGGCGACAUUUCCAUCGACGACUUCAGCAUCCGGGACGGUGCGUGCGCAGUAGACACGGCGUCCCUGGAGGUGACGCCGCCGCCUCUGACGGACGCCGAAAAGUCUAAACUGCUUCAGGAUCAGGUUGAAAGAUAUCGUAAAAUUUUAAAGCGUCGGCAGAGGCUGCGGAACCGGUUGCAUGGAAAGACGCCUGACAACGACGAAGGGGAUGAUGACGAUGGUGCGCGUUGA
Dreissena polymorpha is the source of this 714-nucleotide messenger RNA. RefSeq names its product MAM and LDL-receptor class A domain-containing protein 1-like. The record is from RefSeq and is a predicted model, not a curated record. NCBI's taxonomy places the organism in Eukaryota, Metazoa, Mollusca, Bivalvia, Myida, Dreissenidae. The transcript is spliced from 4 exons. Gene Ontology annotation, cellular component: membrane. Bases 1 to 714 code for a protein of 237 amino acids.